Messenger RNA from Branchiostoma belcheri (Belcher's lancelet), 8468 nucleotides. Its product is annotated as voltage-dependent T-type calcium channel subunit alpha-1H-like. The record is from RefSeq and is a predicted model, not a curated record. The transcript is spliced from 35 exons. Gene Ontology annotation, molecular function: low voltage-gated calcium channel activity; voltage-gated sodium channel activity. Gene Ontology annotation, biological process: calcium ion transmembrane transport; calcium ion import; sodium ion transmembrane transport. Gene Ontology annotation, cellular component: voltage-gated calcium channel complex; neuron projection; plasma membrane. Lineage: Eukaryota; Metazoa; Chordata; Leptocardii; Amphioxiformes; Branchiostomatidae. The coding region runs from base 1059 to 8468 and encodes 2469 amino acids.
AAGACCAUGACGACCCCCAAAACUCCCAGUUUUUGGUAUGCUAUGGAGGCUAGUAAGCAUAAGGGAUGUGUUGUACCGCAAUACUUAUAUACACAGUCUAUUCUGCGUGAAUACUAGCCGUUUGACUUUGAACCCUCCUUGGGUCCCAUACAGUCCCUCCUGUCAUCGUUAAUGCAAACUCAUAACGCACAUACAUGUACAAAUACACAAUAUUUGGCGUGGCAUUCGCCGCAUAAAAUAUUAAUGCCGUUUCGCUUAUUUUUUACGACACAAUAAAAAAAUGGUGAAAGGACUUUCUCCCCACGCGCACCGGCCCGUGCCGCCAAACUUUCUCCCCCGUUCUGCGUCACGUGACGCGGUGAAUAAUUAGGCUCAGCUCGCCGCCUUUCGAUGUUGUUUAGGAAACGGGCACGCGAGCAUAGGGGAAACCUGUGCCGACUUGCGCUCCGGGCAAAAUCACGGAUUUUUACCGAUUCUACCCAAAAGGAUCGUCACAAAGGACACUUAGACUCCCAAGCUACCUUUUCUGACCGCAGGGGAUGGAAUUUAUCGGGAAAAGUCGGAAUUUCUGGGCAGUUUUCGAGGAGAAACGUUCACGUUAUUUGGUCAUUUGAUUGGGAUUUCAUCACGACAGAAGCAUCAGGUGUUCCCGGGCCGGACUCUCUCGGUCUACCCUUGGCUCGGGAUCAACGUUACCGUUCUGACCGAAGUGGUCCGUCGUGUCGGGACGGUGUCUGUCGUUGUCUGUUAGUUGUCGUGUGAAGACAACCGCCGGAGGAGCCGGCUUUAUACGACUGCCGGUUCGCCAUUUUGGAGAGAAAAACGCUGCAGAUCGUCAGGUUUUCGCCCAUCCCAUACGCACCUCAGCAUGUCCUGACGUCUGGCGCUGACAGCCCGUCCAGCUGCGCGCCUCGCGCUGUUAAACCUCGCCCAGCUCACUCGUCCAUUUAUGGCCGGGCAGGAAAGUUGGCCCAGACUUCUGGGAUGUGUCAGGACCGUGGAUUUUCAGUGUACGUUGAUGUUCUGAGAAAAUUCGCUGACCGAGAAACAACGAGGGCAUGUCGGAGCCGAGCGAGCCUACGCCUUCGCCCGCCGCGCCUGGCGGGUGUGAUGACUCCGGGUCCCCCGAGUCCUCCGCCGACGACCCUCUUGAGAGCACGGCUCCCGCUCUUCUACCGGGAGAUGGACAACAAGACUCCUCGAGUGAAAGUGACGACAACAAGAGCACGAGUAGCUGCGAGCCAGAGCGGGAAAGCUCAGAAGAGAUCUCGGCGGCGUUAAGCGAAGAGGGCAAGCCGGUAACAGCCUCAAGCCCUCCGAGAUCGCCCCACAGGCCCGACGAGAUCGUGCCCGAUCCGCCCACCAGCGGAGAUGAGUCCGAGGACCGGGCGGAAGCCCAGGAUGUCCAGCCCUACCCCGAACUGGCGCCCACCGCGUUCUGCUUCCUCAAGCAGACGCACAAGCCCCGACUGUGGUGCAUCAAGCUCAUCUCCUGGCCAUGGUUUGAGCGGCUGAGCAUGAUGGUGAUCCUGCUGAACUGUGUCACCCUGGGGAUGUACCAGCCUCGUAACGACAAGACCUGUCCUCAGCGCUGCAUGGUCCUCCAGGGCUUCGACCACUUCAUCUUCGCGUUCUUCGCAGCAGAGAUGGCCCUGAAGAUGAUCGCGAUGGGGAUCUUCGGGAAGAAGUGCUACCUUGGUGACACGUGGAACCGACUGGACGCUUUCAUUGUACUCGCUGGAAUGGUGGAAUAUUCCCUGGAACUGGAAAGUGUUACCCUAUCAGCCAUUAGGACAGUCCGAGUCCUCAGGCCCCUCAGGGCCAUCAACAGAGUCCCUAGUAUGCGCAUUCUGGUGAUGCUCCUACUGGACACCCUGCCUAUGUUAGGCAACGUCCUCCUGCUCUGCUUCUUUGUCUUCUUUAUCUUCGGCAUUUUGGGGGUGCAGCUGUGGGCAGGGGAGCUCAGGAACAGAUGUUAUCUGGACAGCAACAUCACAAACCUCACGCUGCCGGAACCACUUGCAAGAUAUGUGAUGGGAAACCCAUACUACAGGCCCUCUGAAGAGGAAGACUUCAUCUGCUCCAAAAGCAAUGGACUAUUGCACUGUUACGACAUCCCGGCCCUGAAGGACGGUGAUGCAGUCUGUAACGGAACCAUCGAGGGUUACUUGAACACAACCAUGAACCUCACAACAAACUGCAUCAACUGGAACCAGUACUACACAGAGUGCAAAAAAGGGCUACACAACCCUUUCAAGGAUGCCAUCUCGUUUGACAACAUACUGUAUGCAUGGGUUGCAAUUUUCCAAGUUAUCAGCCUAGAGGGCUGGGUAGACAUCAUGUACUAUAUACAGGAUUGCCAUUCCGUUUGGAACUGGGUCUAUUUUGUUAUUCUCAUUGUUAUUGGAUCAUUUUUCAUGAUCAACCUUUGCUUAGUGGUCAUAGCCACACAGUUCUCUGAAACCAAACAAAGAGAAAGCAGGCUCAUGGAGGAGCAGAGGCGGAAGUACCUCUCCACAAGUACGUUAUCCAGUCAGCCCAAUCCAGACAAUCCGAGAGGCUGCUAUGAAGAGGUGUUCAAGUUGUGCGUGCACAUGUGCAAACGGUUGAGGCGGAGAGUCUUGAGAUUGUACCACAGAUUCCAGGGAAGACACCAGAGGAAAGUGGACCCCGCUCUGACCCUACAGAGGAAGAGGAGGCGGAGAAAAAAGUCUGUGUGUGUUCACCACCACCAUCAUCAUCAUCACCACCAUUACCAUUUCGGAGGUGCCAACCCCCUGCCUCCCAUAGAGAGUAGUCCGCCAAAGUACCAGGUGACGUUGUCUCAGAGCCCCUGCCCGAGCCCCCUCGCCCCUAUCGCAACUCCAGAACCUAGCGAUGUGGAAUCCUUGCAGUCCCCGAGCAAGUCUAACUUGCUUCGAGUGCCUUCAACAAACGGCGUGCAUCGUUCACGAGAGUCCCUACAGUCUUCGCAUAGUGAUGCCGCAACCAACGGUGAGCCUGACACUACAUUAAGAAAGUCUUCCCUCCUCCCUCCCCUUAAAGAUGUUAACGUGCCCUCACCAAAACAUCUUAGCGUCCCCCUGCCAACCAUUGCCACCCCCGGGGUGAAGGUGCUUCCCCCCCUGAAGUCCAGACCCGCUGUGGAGGAACUGCAGACCCUGGCUGUCGCAUCCACUAAAAAUAUCGCUCGAGCCGUCACCCAAUCAUGCCACUCCAGUCCCGGGCCUUCCACCAAACCAGUAACGUCGGAUCCCAACAUAUUCCAAGACGACAAUGAUCAGUCCCUACAAGUCCAAAGACUUUCCGUCCCAUCUGUGAUUCCCUCCUCUCUACAAGUUCCAGCGGUCGUGUCCAAAGACCAUGUAGAAUGCACCUGUACACACACACAGUAUGACUGGGCCUCCAACUCUGAGUCUGAGGUGUCUGUCAGCGAUGAAGAAGUGGACUCCAAGAAGUACAGAGAGGAGAGUGUAGACCUGCCACCAAGACCCCCAGGCUGCUGGGAGAGGUUUACCAAGUUUAUGAGAACUAUUGUGGACAGUAAGUACUUCAACCGAGGUAUCAUGGUGGCCAUCCUAGUCAACACCCUGAGCAUGGGGAUUGAGUUCCACAAUCAGCCUGAGGAACUGACCAAUGCCCUGGAGAUCAGUAACCUGGUCUUCACCUCCCUGUUUGCCCUGGAGAUGCUCCUGAAGCUGCUGGCCUACGGACCGCUCGAGUACAUCAGGAACGGGUUCAACGUGUUUGAUGGCAUCAUUGUUAUAGUCAGUAUUGUGGAGAUUGCAGAAGACGGAGAAGGUGGCUUGUCUGUGCUGCGAACCUUCCGGCUAAUGAGAAUACUGAAGUUGAUCAGGUUCUUACCUGCCUUGAGACGCCAGCUCCUGGUCAUGAUUAAGACGAUGGACAAUGUGGCAACCUUCUUUGCCCUCCUUAUCCUGUUCAUCUUCAUCUUCAGUAUUCUGGGCAUGCACUUGUUUGGGAACAAGUUCUGUGAACCCGAUCCAGUACACAACAAGAAAGUGACGUGUGAUCGGAAGAACUUUGAUACCCUACUGUGGGCCCUUGUUACAGUGUUCCAGAUCCUGACACAGGAAGACUGGAACCUUGUUCUCUACAAUGGCAUGAAGAACACAUCUCCAUGGGCGGCUCUGUAUUUCAUCGCUCUUAUGACCUUCGGAAACUACGUUCUGUUCAACCUACUGGUGGCCAUCUUGGUGGAGGGUUUCUCAGCAGAGCAACGGAAAAUUGAGAAGGUCCAAAGGGCAACAAAAGCUCUCAAGACCCUGGCAGUUUGGAAACGACCAAGUUUGAUGUCAAAAAAGACUCCGUCCACAACCAAUCUUUUGACCCCACCACUGAAGGAGGAAAGAAAGAGUGAAAUGGAUGACUCAAACAGUCAACUCGCAGGGCCCAGCAACUACAAGAUGGUGCUUGUGGGAGCUGCAAGGAAAGAUGGUGAUGGUGACGACACCAGUCCAAGUGUGUUGAACAAUGAGCGGACACUGGUGGUGGCUGGUCCUGAGCCGCCCAUCAUCACCAGGACUGAGGCCACCCCGCAGGGCUCACCCAACACUGAUGGCCCCAGCAACGGGAAGUCUGUCAGCUAUCCUGCCAGUGUCUCUUCACAGGAUGACGAAUGCACACCCGGGAAUCCUUCUGCCCUGACUGUUCCUGAACAGGACUCCCCAGGUCUGUCCCGCUCCGGAAGUCGCAGCAGUCACUUCAGCUGGCGCAGGAGCAAGGGCGGAGAACGGGAGAGCAUCCUAUUCGCUGACGACGAGGACAACCUCAACGACGAAGUCUUCACCAACACCACGCACACGUACGAAGAAGACGGGACCGUACGCGCGUCCUUCAAUCCCACAGACGUCGCGUCCCAGUCGGGAAGCUUGCGGUCGCGCAACGUGGCCCAGAGGACUAGAGAGAGUACGACAUCUCAGGGAAGUGAUUGUAGUCACCUGUCGGUUAACUCCAAGCCUGGCAAUAACGGCAACAACGGAAACAGUCCACGGGUGAGCGUGUCCAGCGAGUGUAACGGGGGCCCGAGGUUGUCGGUGAUAGAGAAGCCUGUCUUGACAGUGGAGGUGGAGAAGGAGAAGGACACGGAAGUGAACGGGCCACCAGACGUAGUGGUCCUGAAAGAUCCGACGGAAAAGAAGGAGGCAUGCCCAGAACAGGUGGGACUUGCGCCACUGAACAUAUACUGGAAAUGCUGCCCUGCCCCUAAAGGCUGCUUCAAGACCAGAGCAUACUACUCCCUCUUCCUGUUUGCACCUGAGAACAGGUUACGACAGUUGUGCCAGUACCUAGUCAACAAGAAGUGGUUUGACCACGUCAUCUUGAUCUUUAUCUUCAUGAACUGCAUCACCCUGGCCAUGGAGAGACCCAAGAUUGACCCAGACAGUGGUGAGAGAAUGUUCCUGACAAUUGCCAACCAUGUCUUCACUGUCAUAUUCACCUUGGAGAUGUCUGUUAAGGUCCUUGCGUUAGGAUUUGUGUUUGGUGAAGGUGCGUACCUGAAGAGUGGCUGGAACGUCAUCGAUGGCUUCCUGGUGACCAUCUCACUGGCAGACACAGUCAUCAUGGUAUCGUCCAAUAGCAGUCCAAAAAUCUUCGGCAUCCUAAGAGUCUUCCGCUUGCUUCGGACUCUCAGACCCCUCAGAGUGAUCAGUCGAGCCCCAGGCCUGAAGCUGGUUGUCCAGACCCUACUGUCCUCCCUGAAGCCCAUUGGGAACAUUGUUCUCAUCUGCUGUACAUUCUUUGUCAUCUUUGGGAUACUUGGUGUACAGCUUUUCAAGGGGAAGUUUUUCCACUGUGAAGGCCCUGACUUGUAUGGGGUGAAAAACAAGACAGACUGUCUGAAGGACACCAAGAGGAAAUGGGUCAAUCAGAAGUAUAACUUUGACAACCUCGGACAGGCACUGAUGGCCCUGUUUGUGCUGGCAUCUAAAGAUGGCUGGGUAGACAUCAUGUACAACGGCCUGGAUGCAGUGGAUAUAGAUGUACAGCCUAUUGAAAACUACAAUGAGUGGAUGAUCAUCUUCUUCAUCUCCUUCCUCUUGCUGGUUGGCUUCUUCGUGUUGAACAUGUUUGUGGGCGUGGUGGUGGAGAAUUUCCACAAGUGUCGGGAGGAUGCCGAGCGGGAGGAACGCCUGGCACAGGAGGAGAGGAGGAGGAAGAAGAUGGAGAGGAGGAUGCGCAGAGAGGCUGGUCUUCCGCCUGUGCCUGAGGAGACAGAGGGAACAAAACUCCCAAAGCAGGCGGGAAAAAAGGAACAAAAACCCGUUAAAGACUCGGACGAUGAGCUUUUCUACAUGAGAUACUCCAGACCGCGGAGGCUCGUGUACGACAUGAUCACAAAUAAGUACUUUGACUUGUGCAUCGCUGCCAUCAUUGGGGUCAAUGUCAUCUCCAUGGCGAUAGAACACCACGACAUGAAAGAGGAGCUGUUCAGAGUACUACAGUACAUAAACUAUGUCUUCACUGCCAUCUUCAUCCUGGAAGCAGCACUCAAGAUCACAGGGCUGGGCUUUGUCAGAUACAUCAAAGAGAGAUGGAACCAGCUGGACAUGUUGAUUGUGAUCCUGUCCAUUGUGGGGAUUGUGUUGGAGGAGAUGGAUGCCACCUUCCUCCCCAUCAACCCUACUAUCAUCCGCAUCAUGAGAGUACUCAGGAUAGCCCGAGUCCUAAAACUGUUGAAGAUGGCCAAAGGGAUCAGGUCUCUCCUGGAAACAGUAAUGAAGGCAUUGCCUCAGGUUGGGAAUCUGGGGCUGCUGUUCUUCCUGUUGUUCUUCAUCUUUGCUGCUCUUGGAGUCGAGCUUUUUGGCAAGAUUGACUGUACUUCUAAUGUGGAACGGCCAUGCUCUGGGCUGGGCCUCCAUGCAAACUUUAAAAACUUCAGCAUGGCUCUGCUCACACUGUUUAGGAUAGCAACAGGGGACAACUGGAAUGGGAUCAUGAAGGAUACCCUGCGAGGUCCCCCCGACUGCGACGAUUCCGAAGACUGCAAGGCUAACUGCUGCGUGAGCGCCAUCCUCGCCCCCAUCUACUUCGUGUCGUUUGUGCUGAUGGCGCAGUUUGUGCUGGUGAACGUGGUGGUGGCCGUGCUGAUGAAGAACAUGGAGGACAGCAACCGCAGCAUGGCGGACGACGAGGAACAGGACGAGGAGCCGUCCGAAGGGAAGGAGUUCCGAGGUCUGGAGGACGAGCAGGGAGCUAACAAUGGACAGGGUAAUGGAGAUGGGAAGAAGCGUGUGACCAGGUUCCACUCCCUGCCUGACAGCUUCACCUUCCCUGUCCAGUCACCUGAGAACAGUGGAGGCAGCAGUGACAAUAAAGACCUCCUGUAUACCAUAUCUCCCAGCAAGGUGAGCCUGAUUUUCCACGAGGAGGAUGAAAAAGACAACCAGUACACUGGAGACAUCGAGAUGAGGACGUUUUCCUCGGCCCACAACAACGAGGACCGCCUACAAGAAACCAUCCUCGGCGUCAAGUUCAAGAACAAGAAGAGGACAUGUAAAGAUGCCAAGGACAAGGCCGAGACAGAACCUAUGUUGGCCAACGACACAAUGAGCAACACGAGCUCUCAAGAUGCCUACAGUGACCAAGUACCACCGUCUUAUGACGAAAUCCAAGUCAGCACUCCCAGCGUGGAAGAGAUUCGCAUUUCAGACUACGGAGAGAAAGAUCUCCCGUCGUUAAGUUGGACCAGUAGUAUCGAGGAUAACCGUUUGGAUGAGGAGGUUGCACACUUGACGGAUGCAAGCUUCGGUGACAAAUUCAGAAGGGCUAGCACACCAGUUAAUAUGCACGCCAGCGACCAAACCACUGGGUUCCGUUGCGUGAUGGGCAGUAGUGUGGACAUACGAGGUGACCAGAUCCCCAUGCUCCAAAGGCAGGGCACACAGGGCUCCAUCAGUGCACAGGACUUAUCCAGGUCAGACAGCGCAAGCGUGUCGGCAGGUCGCAGUACAAACACUCUUCUCGGCAGCAGCCAGCACGUCCCCACGUGCUCGUCGCGCGAUACCUUACAGAGCGACACGACUUUGCAAACAAGGAACAACUCCACAGACCUUCUGUCCAGCCCACACAGACUCAGUGUCCCGUCCCUACAUGCACAAGGAUCUACGUUGUUGUCUAGAUGUCAUAAACUUAGCAACAGUGUGGGCGUGAUUUCUGAAGUGCCUGAUUCUAGGGAAAGAUCAAGGCGUAGCGUCUGCUCGUUGGACCCGAGACUGUUCCAGGCAUUGAACGAAGAAGCGAGAUCGAGGGAUAGCAGCGUGCAAGACAAAUCCACACCGAACGGCCAAAAAACGACCGAAAGUAGAGAAAGCAUGCAGUUGCAAGCACAUAGUCCAGAUGUCAAACAGUGCAAGCAAAGCAACACCCAGAACUUGUUAGGUUCCCAGGAGCACAUGCAAAAUUCUCCUGAUUCAUGGCAUAUAUCCAAACAAGACAAUGUAUAG